This is a messenger RNA of Dermatophagoides farinae (American house dust mite), 2862 nucleotides long. The record is from RefSeq and is a predicted model, not a curated record. Lineage: Eukaryota; Metazoa; Arthropoda; Arachnida; Sarcoptiformes; Pyroglyphidae.
UAUAAAAAUAUGACUUUAUUGACUGGCACCAAUCGAUUAUUAUUCUUUAUUCAAUGUAGACAAUCUCGUCAUUCUGUAUCUGAAUAUCGUAAACGUAAAUCAUUGCUAAGUAAUUAUCGUAUCGAUAGAAAAUCGGAUGAGAUUGGAAAUGUGUAUGAAAAACUUCAGUCACCAUUAAAUGAAUUGGUUCCUGUAACACCGAACAAAACAUCAAUCACGAUCGAUGUACUUGAUCGUGAAACUUAUGCACAAUUAUCCGAAUGGCGUAAAGCGAAUCUGGUUCGUCGUGCUCGACGAGUUUUGCCGUUGCCAAUUUCGUUAACAACCGAUGAUAAACUUGGUUAUAGAUGGAAACAACAGUUUAUCAAAUCAUUGAAAAAACGAAAUAUCCUAGCCUCUAGAAAUCUGUACGAUAAUCCUUAUGAAUCAAUUCCGGAUUUUGUUCGACUGAUGAACGAUACAAAUGAAGAAAUGUUGAGAGAAAAAUUUCCUGAAAUUUAUGAAAAAUUUAAAUCAAUUCGUCAAUCAGCAAGUGAUUACAAUUUUAAAGAACUAGUCAAUGUCGAUAAAACAGCAUAUUUUCCUUUUUCACAAACUUUGAAAUCAAAUGAAUUGCUGGAUUCAAAUGAAAAACUUCACCAGGAAGUCGGAUUCAACGAUGAAGAAUAUGAGAAUUUUCUAAAACACAAUGAACUUUUACAAUUUUUAGCUUCCAAUAUAAAGGCCGGUCCACUUUCGGAAUAUGAACCCGAAAUUCGGAGUUGGGCAUCACAAAUUUGGCUUCGAAAUUAUGGAAAAUCUGAUCCAUCAAUAGCACCCAGUAAAGUUCCAUGUAGUGGAUGUGGUGCCCAUCUACAUUGUACAUCACAAAAUAUACCUGGUUUUAUUCCAGCGCAAAAAUUCACACUAUUCAACGAAAAAGAACUUGAAUCUCAACGAUGUCAACGGUGUGAAUUUCUAACAAAAUAUAAUGUUUCAUUAAACGUGACCGUUUCAGAUGAAGAAUAUCCCAAUCUAAUCACGAAGAUUAAUUCGAAUAAAUCAUUGGUCAUCAUUUUGGUUGAUUUACUUGAUUUUCCAUGCAGUGUAUGGCCUGGUAUUGUUAAUCUGAUUGGAGAAAAACAUUUAAUUUAUAUUGUGGGCAAUAAAGUCGAUUUAUUACCUAAAGAUGAUCGAUUUUAUUUGGAAAGAAUCAAAGAAUCUUUGAAAGAAUCACUGAAAUCUACACAUAUUAGUCGUGAAUCUAAAAUUCGUGAUGUUAGUCUUAUAAGUGCUAAAAAUGGUUUCGGUGUCGAUAAUCUUGUUACGAAAUUAUUAAGAGAUUUAAAACCUGGACAGGAUAUUUAUCUAAUUGGUUGUACGAAUGCAGGAAAAUCUACAUUAUUCAAUGUACUGAUGCAAUCAGAUUUAUGCGCCUUAACUGAUGAUCAAGAUCUAAUGCAACGAGCAACAACAUCAAUAUGGCCAGGUACGACACUUAAUCUACUCAAAUUUCCCAUAAGAAAAAUGAAAGGUUGGGAAAUGCAAAUACGAUUGAAUCGAUUAAAUGUAUUGGAGAAACAUUAUAUUGCUGAAAAUAUUCUUACAAAAAACCUACGUCGACAAUCACAAAUUCGUUAUGCACAUUUAUCCGAACGUAUCAAUACAGAUAUAUCAACAACAACGCCAUUCCUAAUGGAGAAUAAUCAUCCUCUCAUACGAACGGUUCGUAAUCGUGGAAAAAAGCCAUUCGAACCGAUGAAAAAAGAUUCAAUGAAACUCAAUUAUCUCAAUGAUACGCCUGGUGUUAUUUAUAAAGAUCAAUUGUUAAAUCUUCUGACCACUGAAGAAUUAUUACGUACAAUUCCACGAGAAGUGAUCACACCACGUACAUAUACAUUACGGCCAGAACAAACAUUGUUUAUCGGUGGUUUAGCUCGUAUCGAUUUAACACAUGCUCGUCAACAUGUUUGGUUAACCGUAUUUGCUUCUUCAUAUUUACCUAUCAAUAUUGUUUAUACUGAACAGGCAAAACGUUUCUAUGAAACAUAUAUUGGUACAGAAUUUUUGGCUGUACCAUUAGGUGAUUAUGAACGGCUAAAAUAUUGGCCUCAAUUAUCACCAAAAGAAAUUGAAUUAGAACUUUUGGGUUGGGAAAAAAGUGCAGCCGAUAUUGUAUUAUCAUCAGCUGGUUGGAUAUCCAUUACUGGUAAUGCUGAUUCAAAAUGUAUAUUGAAAACAUUUACACCCGAAGGUCGUGGUAUAUACACACGACAACCACCAAUAUUACCAUAUGCAAUACGAUUAAGAGGUCGUCGAAUUCCAGGUACACCUUGUUUUGAGAAUAAACUGUUCACAAUCGAUGAUGAUGAUCAUCAUCAUCAUGGUUAUUAUAAGAAUCAUCGUCAUACAGAUGAAAAAUUAAAUGAAAAUUCCGAAACAAUGACCAUGGACGAUCAUAUUCGUCGUCGUCGUCGUAAACAUACGAAAAUUAUCGAUGAUGAACGAUUGAAAAAAGCUCGUACAUUUAUUGAAGGAUAAAUAAACAACCAAAUCUGAAAAUGACAUGACUUUUGGAUUUCAUAUUCUCACCGUUAGAUGGCAAGUGUUGUAACAUGUUUUUUCUGUAUCAAGAAUUUUGAAUAAAGAGAUUAUUAUUUUACAUGAAAAAAAGAAUUGUAAGAAAAAAAAUGGAAAAAAUUUGAACCUUUGCGACGAGGAUGGGAUUCGAACCCAUGAGUACAAAGUACAAUGGAUUUCCUUGAUUUUUUAUCAAUAUUUAUCGCCAUGAAUAAAUUUUUCAAUGUCGAUUAUUGAUCAUUUGUUUUUUGUACACAUUGCUACAUUUUUUGGUAUUAAUUUUAGCAGUCCAUCGCCUUAACC